AUGUUACGCAGAACCACGCCGAUACUGUUAUUAAAAAAGCAUAAUGUCGGUCCCAUGAUUGAAUAUGCUUCCAGAUCAAUUCACUACAUCUCAGACGUUGAAGAACGAAAAUCAAUAACCAAAGUUUCCGAAUCCCUCUUUCCUCAGUCAUUCUCAAGGAUAUCUAUUGCAGACCAAAAGGUCCUUCCAACUUCGAAGCCGCUAAACGUACAAGUCAAACGAUCUCCACGUCCAGAUGAAAGUAAUGCCUCCGGCCUAUUGUUUGGCGUCUCUACCACAUUUGAUCGCUUUCACGAUUCUCGAACAUCUCCAGUUAGCGAAUGGUCACGCUGGCUCACUAAUGGCCAAGGUGUUUCGAACGGCGCCGGCCUAAUAUUAGCCUUGCUUAACUCCAGCGCCUCCGACAUCGAAUUUGCAGCCAAGCAACUCGCAGACGCCGGUAUUAAUGCCACAGUGUUACCAUCUGAUCCGACGCUAGAUAUGCCAGGACGAUAUGUCGAUCUAGUAAAUAUGUUUUAUAAUCAUCCUACACGCGAUCAACGCAGCUGGUUCGCACUUAUCGACGAUGAUACCUUCUUUCCAUACAUACACCAGCUGCAAAAUACCCUCUCUAAUUAUGAUACAAAAAUUCCAUACUACAUCGGCACUUUUACUGAGCGCAUGGACUGGAUGUUAUAUAACCAUGCGCCCUUUGCCUAUGGAGGAGGUGGUGUUUUCCUAUCUUUCCCUACUGUCAAAAAACUAGUUCAAUCAGACUGUCUAGCAAAAAACUCGGACGGAACGUACCUUCUCCAUGCUGACCAAGGCGAUCGACUCUUGUACAACUGUAUUCAUCAAAACAGUGAAAUCACACUCACUCACUUACCCCUCCUUCAUCAGUUAGAUCAGUUCGGAGAUCCCUCUGGAUUCUAUGAGUCUGGGAAGCAGCCUCUUUCAUUACAUCAUUACAAGUCCUGGCAUCAAUUUUCUCCGCAUCCAACCCACACAAUUGCCGACGCUUGCGGUGAAGAUUGCGUUUUCCAACGCUUCCAGUUCGCAGAUGAAUAUAUCUUAAGCAACGGAUACUCUCUCGCACACUAUCCGAAUGGAAUAGAUUUUAACGUCGAUCAUGUUGAGCACACUUUUGAUGCAGGCGAAAAGAACAAUCCAGAUUUAGAAGAGACGGUAUUCAGCUACGCUUUUGGGCAGAUGAGACCUGGAUUAAGCAGAACAGGGAGGAAAAAGGCAUGGCAUCUCCUUGAUGCAAGACGCGAGGGUCCUGGCAUCGUGAAACAAGUUUAUUUAAAACGUUGGAGUGACGAUAGAUGGUACAAAGAGGGAGAUGCAGCUCCAGACCUGGAUAGUAUCGUCGUCCUAAACUGGAUUCCAUAA
Molecule: messenger RNA, 1371 nt
Organism: Blumeria graminis f. sp. triticale
Lineage: Eukaryota; Fungi; Ascomycota; Leotiomycetes; Helotiales; Erysiphaceae
Source: the annotation of a GenBank genome assembly